CGAAAUUCUAAAGCAUCGUCCUAGAGUACCCUCUCUCUCAAUCCCGCUGACCCCCCCACCCCAAUUUUCCCGGGGGCCCACCCCCCUCAAGCAAAUGCAGGGUUCCCCGGCCCCCGGUGCAGAGACCCCGGGGGUUCAGCAGGGUUCGCUCGGAAGACAGCUGAGACCUGAACAAGAGAGAGACAUCGCGAUAUUUCGCGGGUUUAAAGCUCUCAAGCUUGUUCUUGACGCAGUGUGGGCUUCGGUGCAAAUCAGCAGUGGGAUAUUCCCCAGUCACAGAGAGACAAAACCGGAGAGAGAGGUAGCGGGCGAAGGAGGGAAGAAUGCUGGUGAGGUUGCAAAUGGUGGGGAGGAAAUGGAGGAAGGAGGGGAAACCAUGCGCGAGGACAGUGCGAAAGGAACACAACACAAAGAACCAAAGCCAAGAACACACGCAGCAAGAAAGUUGGAUUUCAACGAAACUGACAAAGGAGGUGGCAGAGAGACCAUGGCAGAGGAAAGUGUGUCCAAGUCACACUCUGCCCCUCCCUCUCUGGAGCAGCUGUACGCCACAGAGGUCCUGGAGAGACUGCAGGAGGCCAAGACGUGCGUCUCUCUCCUCUACCCUCUCAACUACCGUCUGGAGAUCCUGGAAAACAUGUUCUCCCUUCUCUUCCUCGCCAGCGAAGACAUUCGCCCCCCAGCCCAGUCCGACAGCACUCGUCAUCGUUCCUCCUUCACCUCCAACGCUAGCGGAGGCCGUCACGGUAGCACCUGCAGCUCAAACGGUCAGAACGGAUCCCUGGAUAUGAAUCUCCCACCUCAUCAGAGCGACUGUGAGUUCUCUGCGGCUUUGUCGUCUAUCGCUCUCAUUCGUAGCAAGCACGGGUUUCUGGUGAGUGAGCGGGUAGCCGGAGACCUGCUGAGUGUCCUACAGGACAGUAUGUUUGAGAUGAGAGCUGCUCGGUAUGUCCUGACCCAGCCGACAACAAGUGGGAUGACGACUCUUCAAUCUGACGCGAUCCACUGUUCCAUCAGCUCGUCCUCGGCCCAGCAGCGCAGCGCCAAGUUGGAGCAGUACAUCAACGAAGCUCGCUGGCGUUUGCAGCUCGUCUCGUCCAAACACGGGAUCAGGGUUGAGCAGAGAGGCGGCGUAGUCACUGGAAGUCUGAAGGAGGGUGAACUGAGCUCUAGUAGUGUGGACAGCGGGUCAGAGAUCAGCGAGAGCGACUCGGAACCAGAGGGGACACGAGUGAGAGAGGUGAGGAGGAAGCAGUCGCGAAAAGCCUCGUCGGACGCCAAACCUUCCACAGUACAGCGAGCUCCGGAGCCAGAGGUUGCCCCUUUCGUUAGCGAACGUCCUCCGUCUACCAUACUGAGCUCGAGGUCGGUUCAGAUUGGCAGGGUUUCCCCCAUUCCGUCACUCCGGUCCCCCACGUGGGGUAUACCCUCCUCGCUCCACAUCCAAACAUACUCCUCUGCCGUCUCCCCCAGCCUCAGUCCCAGGUCCGGAGACCGUUCCAGAAUGAGACAGAGGUCUCCGCGACCCUUGGGGGCGAGCGGGGGAGACCCUCCUCGUCAACACCGUUCGCCUCUCCCCGACUUCUCGUCUUCCUCCCGUCCGUCAUCCGACCAGAAGCCAUCGACUCCAAUUCAACCUGAUCCCGGUUUAGACAGUGGAGAGUGGGCCGACGUUGACGAGAAGUCCCCACAACACAAUCGCGACGGCCAAAGAAAGAAGAGACUACGCAGCCGCAGCCUUCAGGCAGCAAAGAAACGUCGAACGAAAGUGAGCGAGAGAUCGGACGCGGGGAGUGCCCACGGGAGUGUUGUUUCGCAGAUGCUCGCCUCCCCGGGCUCCUACUGCGAACGUGUCUCCGUCACUCCAACUACUCACGGGCGCACGAAGUCCUCAAGAUGUUUGGAAUGGAGAACCAGUUUGGAAAGAGCUUCGUCCAUUUCUCAGAGAAGUACGAAUGCGUCUGCCGAGAACUGGCGGAGCAGUCUCGGUGGAGCUCCACCCCGAAAACCUCUCCUUCUCUCACACCCCAGGAGAGAAACCGUCAGCAGUUUCAUCAUCGCUCGUCGUCGUCUUCUUCCUCUGUUCUUCUUCAUCCCGACACCCACCUUCAUGUAGCCAUUGCAAACGCAACGAGCAGCUCUUCGGCGCUGGAAAGUCUCCAUCAUCUUCUCGCUCCUUCCUCCCUCCACCGCAUGUUGCUGAGUGGCGACGAGCACCUCGAGAGAGCUGCGCAGGACUCGGCAAAUCUUCAGACCCUCUCCCAGCACGUCUCGUCUCUCGUGAUGCUCGACGUGGUGUCCAGCACUAAGACGGAGGGCCAGGUGGCGAGGAGGAUCGUGGAAGAGGCCAGCGGCCGCUGUCAGUCAGUUUUGGAGUCCCUCUCCACCACCAAAACUCGCUCGGGGGCGCGUCGGUUCUCCUCGGGGAAGAAGGCAGGCGUCCAACACGAAGUCAGUCUCCCCGGACCCUUCUCCCUCCUCCAGCUGUUCUCAGAGGUGUCUGGCUACUUCAGCCCCGCGCUCCCCCUACCAGGUCUCUCCCGCCUAUCCCGACACCCGCCGUACCACUCUCCUCACAUCCUCCUCUCGUCCUUCCUCGGCCCCCUGAGAACCCCCUCUGUCGUGGCAUACAAAUCAUUCCAAGAUUCAUACCGCAACGCCCGAGACCGCCUCUCCAAGCACCUCAAGAAAGACAUGGACGUACCGGGCGACGUCAUCACAGCAUUCGAACAGUCUACUUCGCCACUGGAGGAACCGCAGCGAUCUCUGUCGCAGGCUCUCCGCAGACCAAACAUUCUCGACGCCAUGUUCGAGGAGCUGCUGCACGUGUUAGAGGGAGACGGUCGUCGCUCGCCGGUUCUCGUGGGAUCUCCACGGCAACGGGGACUGAUGCGACGGUCCUCGUCUGUGCUCCUGAAGGCGGGGUCUACCUCGCCCGAAGUGGGCGGAGUCAGCACAAACUUUGUCCUCCAGUUCAGUAACUAUCUGAGUCAGCUCAUGGACCUGUUGAUUAAAUGCCUCUCUCCUUCUCCAUCAGCCCUCUCGGAGGGAGCUCUCCUACUGUCAGUCCUGCAAGAGAGCCCCAGUAGACUCCUCGGUCGUCUCGUGUUCGAGGUGGGCGUGGCCCCGACGAGACUGGAGUGUCUCAUGUCGUCUUUCCACCACAUCCACAUGAUGGAGGUCCUCGUUCGCUGCUGCUGUCCGCAGCUCCCGGCUCUCCCUCUCCCCCUCCCUCUCCCCCUCCCCACUCUAUCAGAUGUCCAGAGCCCAGCGGGUGUGGUUGCUUUGAACGAGGGGGAGUGUCCGCAAGAAGCAGUCCCGCUCACAGAUCUCUGUGCCUUCUCUGAGAAACUGCUCACAAACCUUCUAUCUCUCGUCAAAGAGCACUCGGUCCAGACGGCAACACAGGAUCAUCUGGUCUCCUCAGACGACCUCCUUGCCAUCUACAACUCCCCAAAGAUGAAGACUCUCAUCUCCAAGACAACCCGCCUCGCCUCUGUUGACCUUCGAACCCUGACCACGCCCACUGAGCAGACCUCGUUCUUCAGCAACGUCGUCAAUUUCCUCUAUGCCCACUGCCUCAUGUUCUGCAUCGCCGAGGCCCACGGCAGGGAAACCGGGGUACUAUCUCGGAGUAAGAUUAGUCUCCUGGAGUUGGAGCGGAGUCAGUUACUCCAGGCCGGGGUACUCACCAGACUGGGGUACCACGUGGGUCAGCUGGGCGUCGUCAGUUGCCACGACCUCCAUCACACCGUCCUGCGCCGAAGUCUGUCUCCUCCACUGUCUGGGAGAGACACGCCCCUUCUCUGUCGCAUUGCUCCAGUGAAGCCAGAUCCCUGGGCCCAGUUCUCCCCCUCGUCCCCCGACCCUCGGAUCCUCUUCGCGGUCCACGCUGGCCCCGCCUCCUCUCCGCUGCCCCUCCCCCUCCACCCGGACGACUUCUCUUCCUCACUCAAGACUGCAGAGAGACGCUACCUCUCGAGGACCGUUCGUGUCGAUGUGGCUGCCAAGGAGGUGACAGUCCCCCAGAUGCUGUACGAUCACCGAGACGACUUUGCUCGGCCGGUCUCGAGCGAGAAACACGGGAACUCCUCCCUCCACUACCUCCCCGAUCUCUCCCUCCUCACCUACCUCCUCUCCCACGUCGACAGCGAGCUGAGCAAGCUCCUGCAACCCCUCGUGACUGCCUGCGAAACUGCCGUGACUCGCAAGCACCCGCUCCCAGUCAAGGUGACGGUUCAGAACGAGGAACUGAGACUCGGGUAUCGGUUCCUCGGAGCAGAGGAUGGGAAUCGGGUAUCGCGGACUGGGAAUGAGACCGCGGGAGGAUCGGAAUCAGCCGUCACGUCACCCCGGAGGAGAAUGAGUCGACUCCGCAGCCAGACCGAUGUCCUAGAUUCCACCGGUUCCUCGCAGGGACCCCAGCUGACGAUCAAGAAAGGUUACACAUUCACUCCGGAGAUCCUGACCUUUGUCACCCACCAAAACCCCCUGUUGGCUGCGCUGAUCCAUCUUCUCUGUCCCCCUCCUCCCUCUCCUCCCUCCAUCUCCCUCCCUUCCUCCUCUGCAACGGCAACGACUCCUCAUAGGAAGAUGAACAAAUCUGUACCGGCCACAGGCUCGGAAGAAGAAGGUACGACGGGUGUGAGUGUGACGGGAGAAGUGUCAGAGGGAGAAGAGAGAGAAGACAGCGGUCGAAGAGCGAUGACGAUGUUUGCAGUGAGGAGUCGCGUAAAGACGUCGCUCGCCCGGCGGACCUCCUACGACCACCACGCCCCUCUCUCCCCCUCCCUCUCCUCCUGGCAACGAGACCUGGAGGACGUCCUGGUUCAGUUCGUCACUCACAAACCCAUGCAGCACUUCCUGCAGGCGAGACUCGCAAACUUUAACUCCAUUCUUCCUUGGGACCUCCCCACAGCCCGACCCACUUCUUCCGUCGGAGGUGGUGGUGGUAGGCGGAGCAUGGGCGGGGCUAGCUCCUCCCUCCCCAAGCCAAAGGAAUCUCUGAGAGUUUUGGCUCUCCUCCCCGCCCGAGGACACGCCCUGGGCUCCGCCUGCAACUACUCUCUUCAUCGUCUCGUCGAGAGCGGUCGAGUCCAGGAAGCCAUUGCUUUCCUGGCGAGUGAACCCGCCGCUUGUCACCGCAACCGAACCAGUCUCCUUGCCGAUAUUGCCCUCUCCUCUGCCUUCGUCAAGAGCUAUUCUGAGAUCCUGUCUCUUGGGCAGAGCGGAGAGAUGGCCGGCGAAACUCUCUCCUCCACUUCCUCCUCCUCCUCCUCUUCUUCCUCCCCCCUCUCCCUCCUCUUCCAGCUCUCCGACCCGGAAAUGGCGGCACGAUUGGUCCUCUCUUCCCUCCACAACUGGCCUGUAGAUGUUUGCUGCGAUCUCCUCUCCCUCUCCUCUCACCACCUCCCUCCCUCCUCCCCUCUCCUCCCCGCCGUCCAGGACAAACUGCAGCGGAUGCAGAUCUACUCGACCAUCAUGGGCAAAUGUCGGAGUCUCUUGCUGACUCGCUCCGAGAGAGAGAGGAAAAAGGAGCAGCGAUCGUGGUCUCGCUGGACCACCCUUGCCAGAGACUCGGAGAGCAAGCCACAGUUUGUGUUGGGAAUGUUACUGACGGAGAGGGAGUUUGAGCUGUCCAGGAGAUGGGCUCUCGUUCACUCGCUGUCUCAGAGGAUCUGUCAGCAAAUAGAGGUUGACUACCUGUCAACGCUGCUGGAGGGCCAGUCACCCGAUCCAUUGUCGGCUCACAGAGUUUUGGACAGCCUUCUCGAGGACAAGCUUCGCCUGCGGGUCUGCGAGUCCGUCCUGGAGCACAGGAUGAAGGAUGCAGCUGCCGGCGCUCUCGACCACGUGGAGACCACCAUCUUCAUUCUGCAUUACAUCACCUCCAAACUGGGGAAGGUAGUGGGGGAGAAGCAGAGGCUGAAGUACAUGAACUGGCUCCUGGGAGCCAAGGCCCUGCUCAGUCUACCGAGAGAGGAGAGACAGGACUACAAGUCUCUAAUGGGAGAUGCCGCUCUACUGGUGGAGCAACUACUCAUCCACAAGAAGACGGAGCUGGCAGCGAUGGUGGUGAAGGAGUUAAGAAAGGACCAUCACAUCGGUUGGCUCACAGUGUCCGACAUGCCGAGGACUGGCUCCGCCCCCUCUUCCCUCCCGAAGGACGAAACUAACGAUCCAUUCACCGACCUCUUCAUCUUCUACGCCAGCAAGGCCCUGGAUUUCCCCGAGCCUGUCUUCUCCUCCAGCAACAAGACCUACUCUGUUGCAACUACGGCCCAGUCGACUCGCCCCACCUCACCAGGUCACACCUCACACCCUCCCACCGUCCCCCUCACCCCACACACCUUCACGGAACCCCCCUCCCGAACCACCUACACACAUCACCGCAGGUUUACUCUCUGACUGACAGCGAAAAGAAAAAAUAUUUUGAAUCUCUGUGUUAACAUUUAUUUCAGGCGUUCUUCUCAGGCACCCAUUAGUCCAACCCCGGCAUACCACACUAUGGACUCCGCCCAGAAUUAUGAGCCUCCGCCCGUGCCCCCGCCCAAGGAGAAGUGGGUGCCUGACUCGAAGGCAAAGAACUGUCCCAUCUGCCGCAGUGCCAAUUUUGGAAUGUUCAAUCGUCGGCACCACUGCCGGAGGUGUGGACGUGUGGUGUGUGCUCGCUGCUCCCCUCACCUCACCGCUGUGGACGGCUACGAUCGGCCGCAGAGGACCUGCAAAGACUGCCACUCCUUCCAGAAGAACACCAGCAUUGAAGAGAGUGGUCAGUCCUCAGAGUACCAGGCCACUCUGGCCAGUGUCUACCCUGCUCUCUCACAUAACCAGAGAUGGAAACUCCUACCCAACGACAACGCCUACAAUAACAAUAUCCGGUCAGAGUUUGGCUACGAGGAGAGUCCAAAUUGGGCUCUGUGUCUGACGCUGGUUGACCUGCUCCUCUCUCGGGGAAUGGCCGCCGCAUGCCUCCUUGACCGCUGCCAGUCCGUCUCCCUCCAGCUCGUCUCCGACUCCCGCGACAACAUCAAUCGAGAGGUCGACCAGUACUUCGUCAUCGGUGUGAUACAGAAUCUGCUUUGGAGUGCAAAGCUGAGGUUUGAAGAAGCCACUGAUCUCUCUGGAGUCGAGAUCUGUGACACGUACCUGAGUCGAGUGGACCUCCUCCGCCGGCUGGUGUCCUCUCGUUCCCGCGUCGUACCCUCGAUCCAGGAGCUGGCCAAGCCAGAGCUGGCGCGACGGGUCAGGGAUCGCCUCGUGCAGGAAGACCAGUUUGAGUUGGCCAUGGAGGUCUCCACCAAGUGUCAGUUGGACACCAGCGUCGUCUGGUCUGCGUGGGGCGUGGCUUGUCUUCGCUGCGGAGAGCUCGCCAAGGCUCGCGAGAAGUUUAGACACUGCUUCCAGAUGAGCUCCCAGCGGGGGUCAGGGGUCACGGCAGGUAGGCGGAGCUCCGGAAUGGGCGGGGCCGGCACGCAGCAGCUGCUGGAGAGGAUUGUGGAACAGUUGGAGCAAAGCCCCCUGUCCAUCACUACCAAAUGUGCUCAGCCGACAGAGGACUGGUCCAGUGUGAUGAUGGCGUGCAUGUCGCUCACAGAGAAGCACUCGGAGGACUGUGACCUCGACACCCACAGGUUCUCAGAGUGUCUCCACUACCUCCAGUCCCACGGAGGCCAAUCCGCCACCGUGGCCUUCUUUGUCAGACACAACUGCUGGACCGACGCCUGCAAGUACAUUCUGGACGAGAGGUGUUCAGAGGAGGUGUUUGUGGAGCAGCUGUGGGUCCCGGCCCUGAAGGCUGGGGUGAUAGAGAAGGUCCAGGACAUUCUGAAGGCUCUGAACCACUCUCUGGUACACUGGGAGCCCUACCUUACCGCCGUCUGUCGCCACUUCUCGCAGCGAUCUCUCUACCACAUCCUCUACCAGACACAGCUCUACAUGAGGGACUUUAUCAGAGCGGGGAUGACUUGCAUCAAGUUCUUCAUCGGUUUCUCGGGCCGCAGCACAACCAUCACUGACCUCUUUUCUCGUCGGCACUACCUCAUCACCGCCCUCAGACACUUCCAGUCAGCUCUCGAUGCGAAGCAGCGGGCACACGGGGACCGAACCCCGGGGGUCGGGAGGGGGCGUGGUGGGGGGUACCUCCGCAGUGGGGGCGAGGACCCUCACCUCUCGCUGGCCACGUCCACAAAGAACAUGAGUGUCUCUGACUUGAAGAGCCACAUCACCACCAUAGAGCUGCAGAUGAGGGUCACGGAGUUUUUGUACCGAUGUGCAAAGGCUUCGAACAGUCUUCAGACUCCACUGACGUCCUCCGGGGAAGGGGGCGUGACCAACAGCUCUGGGGGUGUGGCCAGGAAGCUGGUACAGCCGGUAACUCUGUUCAGUAGUGGGCACAUGAGAGCCGAGGUGGCCGUCCAGCUUAUGCUGCGCAGUCAGGACAUCUUGGAGGGCUUCGAACUUGCUCAUAGCAUUGUCACAACGUACAGACUGCCCACUGUCCAACAUUUUCUGCGAGACGUCGCGAGGUCUGGCGGGAGCCCUCCGCUACAGCGACAUACGUGUCCUCCUAGAGUGUGCCAACAAGAGCUCGUUUGCAUCGGACUCCCUCAAUGAUGAGAUCCUAAUGGCUGCCAUCAAAGUCUUAGCAAGCCACUCGAAGGAGACCAAACAAGUGGAGAAACUGGUAAAUCUACUGAGGAAUGAGAGGAGCAAGAUCAAGGCCCUAGUGCAGUGUGGGAAGCUGAAGAACGCCUACCUCACUGCCAUAAAGUCUCGACUGGUGGACGAGGUCGUCAACAUUUCCCAGAUCGCCGAGAAGGCGGGGCAGCUGCCUGUGAGGGACAUCUGUGAGAAGUGGCUCCAGGCAAACGGAAUUCCUCGCAGGACUUGACCCAGCGGCUAUUUAGCUCUGUCUCUGCCUAACUUAUCCAAGUGUGGGGUGUGGGUGUCGAAGUCAAGGCGUUCGUUUUAUGUAUGUGUGAAGAGUGUGCAAUCAUGGGCAUUUUUGGCACAGGUUAUUAUUUAUUAUAGCCAUGCAUGUACAACCAAUUGUGUGUGUGUGGUUUAUUAUAAUAUAAUUAUCAUGAGA
Geodia barretti is the source of this 9091-nucleotide messenger RNA. The record is from the annotation of a GenBank genome assembly. NCBI's taxonomy places the organism in Eukaryota, Metazoa, Porifera, Demospongiae, Tetractinellida, Geodiidae.